Messenger RNA from Phaedon cochleariae (mustard beetle), 1659 nucleotides. The record is from the annotation of a GenBank genome assembly. NCBI's taxonomy places the organism in Eukaryota, Metazoa, Arthropoda, Insecta, Coleoptera, Chrysomelidae.
AUGUCAACGGAUGCCUGGGAAGAAAUACAAGCUAUAAAAAGCAAACGUAAUAGUUUACGAGAAAGACUUGAAAAGAGGAGAAAAGAAAGACAAGAGUUAUUAGGUUCUAGUUUAGGUUCAGUAUCUCCUGCAAAUAUCACUGACAUCUCUACAAAAUCUUAUGGAUCACAGUCCACAACAAUUGUUAAAGAUGAAGCGAAAAUUGGGGAAUCUGAUGAAUUGGUCAAAUUGGAUCCUGAAUUGGAGCAAGGUUUAUUGAGACAGUUGAGUGAGGUUACUCUACAGUUACCAAUAUCUUCAUCAGAACUUCUGGGUGUUCUCCAGAUAUCUUCAGACCAAGAUAGCACCCAUAGAAAGAUUUGCAAUUUGCUUGAGAAAUUUGCAAUACAAAAAUUAAUUACAGUAAACAGUUCUUCAAAAGAUGGAGACAGUCUACUGGAAGUCACUCAUGUAGAAGUUUCUAAGGUGAAUGCCAUGAUAUUAGUUGGCUCUCCAAACAAUUUGAAAGGUCAUAGAGAUAUUUUGAAAAGAAAGAGAGAGGAUUCUCCAGAAAAAAGUGGUGAAGGGGAGGAUGAGAGAAAGAAAAAAGAAAAGAAGGAACCUAAGGCAGAUAUUUUGUCUUUGUUGUCUAUGCCAUCUACAAAAGAAAAGGAGAGCAAGAAGCUAGGUGAAGAGAUUCUCGAUUUACUAAGUAAACCUACAGCCAAAGAACGUUCUUUGACAGAAAGAUUCAAGUCACAAGGCGGUAAACAACUCAUGGAGUUUUGCCCUCACGGGACAAGAGUAGACUGCGAAAAGAAUGGCAUAAUUGAUUGUAAAAAGCUACACUUUAAAAAAAUACUCCAAAAACAUACCGACGAAACUCUAGGCGACUGUUCAUUUUUAAACACUUGUUUCCACAUGGACACAUGUAAAUAUGUACAUUAUGAAGUAGACAGGUGUACAAACCCUGCUGAUAAACCAAGUGCCCCUAGUGGACCAGUUGUGAGAGUUGAAAGCACUAUGUUAUAUCCUCCACAAUGGGUGCAAUGUGAUCUAAGGUUCCUAGACAUGACGGUCCUAGGUAAAUUUGCUGUGAUAAUGGCCGACCCACCAUGGGACAUUCACAUGGAGCUUCCCUAUGGUACGAUGUCCGAUGAUGAGAUGAGACAACUUGGUAUUCCUCAAUUACAAGACGACGGUCUCAUCUUCCUUUGGGUGACAGGUAGAGCCAUGGAAUUGGGAAGGGAGUGCUUAAAGCUUUGGGGUUAUGAAAGGGUUGACGAGAUAAUUUGGGUGAAAACUAAUCAGUUACAAAGGAUAAUAAGAACAGGAAGAACUGGACAUUGGCUGAAUCAUGGAAAGGAACAUUGUCUGGUUGGGAUGAAAGGGAAUCCGCUGAAUUUGAAUAGGGGGCUGGAUUCUGACGUGAUUGUCGCUGAAGUUCGAGCGACUAGUCACAAACCUGAUGAAAUUUAUGGGAUGAUUGAAAGGUUGUCACCAGGAACAAGAAAAAUAGAGUUGUUUGGCAGACCACAUAAUAUCCAACCCAAUUGGAUAACUCUUGGUAACCAAGUAGACGGCAUAGGACUGGUGGAUCCAGUUUUAAUUGAAAGUUUCAGACAAAGGUACCCUACUGGAAAUUGUAUGGCACCUCCACCAGAAAAUACUCAUUCUUGA